Messenger RNA from Owenia fusiformis, 11852 nucleotides. NCBI's taxonomy places the organism in Eukaryota, Metazoa, Annelida, Polychaeta, Sabellida, Oweniidae. The record is from the annotation of a GenBank genome assembly.
AGACUAAGUAAUGAGAACUAUUUGCGGAAUAAUUUGUUGAUAUCGGUUCUAUUUUCCAAUGAUCCGAAAUCUACACCAGUUCUUGUUUGCUAAACUCCGGAAGUUAUGCUUUUCAACUUGGACUUUUUACAGCCAAAUACGACUUAUUCAGCAACAUUCACAUGUAUAUACUGAUGAAUUGACCAAUGCAAAGUUGUAUAGUCACGUGUGACAUCACAACAUGGCUACACAUGUCACAAGGGUAGCGGGACAGGAUUUAGAUGACCGUGAUGAUUCAGAAUUAGAAGAAUUUAACCAGAGGAUCCAAGUAGCGGCAGACGAGAGGGAAGAUGUACAGAAGAAGACAUUCACAAAAUGGAUUAAUGCUCAACUGAAGAAGGGCAAUAAACCUACUAUAGAGAAUUUAUUUGAAGACUUUCGAGAUGGAACCAACCUUUUGUCCCUGCUUGAGGUCCUUAGUGGGCAGACUUGUAAACCUGAGAAGGGUCGUAUGCGGGUACAUCAUAUGAAUAAUGUCAACAGAGCACUUCAGCUUCUUGAAGAUGAACACAGUGUAAAGUUGGUUAACAUCAGCAACAAUGACAUAGUGGAUGGUAACCCUAAGCUUACCCUGGGACUCAUCUGGAACAUCAUCCUUAAUUGGCAGGUGAAAGACAUCCUGAGUCGAGUCAUGCCAGAACUACAACAGACCAACCUUGAGAAAACUCUGCUCACAUGGUGCUCUGACUCUACGCAAAAAUACUCUGAUGUGCACAUCACCAAUUUUACCUCUUCUUGGCAAGAUGGCUUGGCUUUCAAUGCCCUCAUACAUAGAUAUAGGCCUGAUUUAUUUGUAUUUGACGAUGUUGUCUCCCAGGAUGCAGAUUCUCGUUUAGAGCAUGCAUUUCGUAUUGCACAGGAGCAGCUAGGUAUCACACGAUUACUUGAUCCAGAAGAUGUGAAUGUAUCCAACCCUGAUAAGAAGUCAGUAAUGAUGUAUGUGAUGUGCUUCUUCCAAGUCUUGCCACAUUCUGAUUUGGAUGAUGGUGAACACACACAGGCAGCUAGGCCACUUACUGAGUCAAACAUGUCCCUGAGUAGUUCAGCAUCCAGUAGGGUGAGCACUGUGAGCUGUGGAUCCGUGGACUUGAACACAUAUCAGGAGUCCCUGGAGGGGGUCUUGGCCUGGCUACUAGAGGCUGAGGAGUCACUACAGAAACAACCCUCAGUUGAAAACCAUGUACAGCUUGUGAAAAAACAGUUCCAUAUUCAUGAGGAGUUUAUGAUGGAGUUAACAAAGCACCAGAGCAGUGUGGGGAAUGUCCUACAAGAAGGGAACCACCUCAUCUCAGAGGCUAAAGUGUCUGAAGAUGAGGAAAAUGAGAUUCGCGUUCAGAUGGGGCUAUUGAAUAAUCGCUGGGAGGAGCUGAGGUUACGCGCUAUGGAACGUCAGACUGCAUUGCAUGAGGCAUUGAUGAAUCUACAACAGGGCCAACUGGAUGAACUAGACCAAUGGUUAGCAAAAAUGGAGGAUAAGAUAAACAAACAUAAGCCUAUUGGAACAGAUCUAGAGAGUAUCCAAGCCCAGGUCAACUCACAUAAGGUGCUACAAGAUGAGUUAGAACUACAGCAAGACCAGGUUAACAACUUACAGAACAUGGUUGUUGUUGUCGAUGAGAACAACUCAGAGAAUGCUUAUAUUGCACUGGAGAGUCAGCUUGAGAGGCUAGGAGAGCGCUGGGCCUCAGUGUGCAAGUGGGUAGAAGAACAAUGGGUCUCCUUACAGCGAGUACUACGCAAGUGGCAGCAUUUUGUAGAUGAACAGAAACACUUCUCUGAUUGGUUAUCCCAGAAAGAGGCUAUACUCAGCGAUAUGAAGUCAGUUGAUUAUAGUGACUCAGCUGCUGUUAUAGAUCUAGUGAAGACACUUAAGAGCAUAGAGAUGGACAUGGAUGUACAGGUUCAGAGGUUUGAUGAGUUGACAGAUGCAGGGCAUGACAUGGUUGCCUGUGUAGAGCUUGAAGAAGGGGCCGUUGCCAAUAUUAAUCAGCAGAUGGAGGAGCUACAGGCACGUUGGGAGAAUCUUGUAAGGCAUAUGGAGCACCAGAGUAAACAGAUUGCAAGCUGUGAUGUUGACCUGAGUGUACUAAAGAGUCCAGGAGGCACAGAAGUACAGACAUUGCGUACAUUCACCACUGAGUCUACAACAAUCACAAGGACCAUAACACACACUAGUACCAGCUCUAGUGCUAAGAGACCCAGGAUUGAGAGCUCACACAAAAAGGAGUUUGAUACCCAGGUUGCAGCCCUGACUGAGUGGUUGGAUAGGACAGAGUCCAACCUGACACUUCUCUCAACUGAUGCUCCUAACCCUGAGGAUCAACUCACCUUAGAGGAGCAACUGGUCCUGGUUAAGGACAGUGAUAGUGAACUACAGGAGCAUGCAGUUGACCUUGAGCAUAUACAGAUGGUCUCCCGUAGUCUCCUACAGGAGAUCAAAUUAAGUGGAGAAAACCCUGAGCAAAUUGAGAGUGUGUUGUCGCAACUAGAGUCACGUUGGAAAGAGUUGAAUCUUCUCCUAGAGACCACACAUGCCAAUACGCUACUCGCCAUGGAGACCAACAAGUUCUAUGAUGAGUUGAAAUCUCUUCAGGAAAUUGUGGGAAGCUACGAAAAGUGGAUCUCAACAUCUGAGAGGGUGGCUGAAGAGGCAACAGACAUCAGUAAACAGUUGGAACAAUGUCGUGUUAAACUGAAGGCAAUGAAGGCUCAUGAUACAGAAGUUGAACGUGUGAAUGACCAGUUGAACAUCUUAAAAGUCCAGGCAUCCAACCAGGAGCCUCUACAAGGAGAUAUGGACUCCCUAAACAAUAGAUGGUCCAGUGUCUACAAGAAAAUAGGUGAACGCCAACAACUUCUCAGUGAGGCUUUAUCCAAGGCCCCACCUAAGGCCUUCCUUGAGGCCAUGGAGGCCCUGGACAAGUGGGUCAGAGAUGUUGAAUCAACCGUCCAAUCAGAAGCCUUCCAAGUACAGGAAGUUGAUAUAAUGGAGGAUCAGAUCAGUCAGUUCAAGGAAUUGCAGUCUGAUGUGGAAGACCAUGUUGCAAGCCUGGACUACAUCAACCAAACUGGACAGGAUCUGAUAGCUAAGGCAUCAUCAGAGAAAGCUGAGAAGCUUGAGGAUGACUUGAAAGGGUUGAAUGAUAGAUGGCAGGGUGUUACUGUUGCUAUAGAGGAGCGUCUUGCAUUGCUUAGUAACAGCUUGGAUCAGUUACGACAGCAGCAGAGCCAGGUUGGAGGUCUUACACGCUGGAUGGAGGAGAUGGACCUGUUCCUACAUGCUGAGGAGGCAGCUGUGGGGGAUAUGGAUACACUGCAUGCCCAACUGCAGGAGAGCGAUGGUGUUCAAGAAGAUAUUGGAACCUUACAGUUAAAUGUAGAAAACAUCAACAACACAUCCGUGCAGCUUAUCAAAAGCGCCAGUCCUGAGUUUGCUGAAAAACUUCAAGCUGAAGUCACAGAGUUGAACAGCAAAUGGGAAAUUGUUGUGCAGUUAUCGCGGGAACAAAAUGGCCGUCUCCGUAAAGCAUUGGAGAAAAGUGAGCAGCUGAGACAACGGGUGGCUGAACUGCAAGCGUGGAUAGAGAGUGUACUUAGUGAACAUCUGAAUAAAGAUUAUAUCGUUGAUGAUCACACCUACCUUUUGGCUCUUAAUAAGAAGUUUAAGAAACUUCAAAAUGAUGUUGCUGACAAGAGUGCUGAGGUUGAUGAAGUGGAGAGAAUGUGUAAUGAAGUGUUAGCUUCAGGUCCAGAGGCAGGCCUACCUGAGACCUCUUCCUCCCUUGCACAGUUAACCAGCAAUUGGGCACAGCUACAGCAGAAGACCAAAGACUCUGCACAAAGGUUACAACUUGCAACUCAGAACUGGGACCAGCUAAAUGGUUUACUAGAAGAGGAGAACAGUUACCUUGACAACCUGGAGAAGAUGCUGAAUGCCUCACCAAAGUCCAGUGCUGAUGCCGAGGAGAUCUCUGAGGAAUUAGACGAACUUGAAUCAUUUGUGCGCGAGCAUUCACUCCAGAAUAAAUCUGAUAUUGAGGCUGUAAGCGAGACAUUGAUCAAUGAUCACAUAAUGGCAGAUGUUGUUCAGAAACAAAUGGACACUUUCACGCUACGUUUCACUCAGCUAGACCAGCAGGCCAAGCAACGUAUCGAGACCCUGGAGCUGUCAAUCACGCAGGCUCAGAACAUGGAACGCCAGAUGUUGGAGAUGUCGCAGUGGGUGAUGGAGGUCCAUGAUCUUCUGCAGUCACGACUUGAUGCUGAUAUGCUGGCUGGAGAUAUGCCAGAUGAGUACGAGUCUCUGAAGACAGAGUUUAGUCAGCAAGAGGCAUUCCUAGAUGACCUCUCCAAGCAGGUAGCAGAGUACAAAAUGGCAGGGAAGAUAGAAGCUGCUAGUAGGCUGGAGCAACAGAUUGUCCUCUUAAAGUCCCACUUCACAGAGGUUGAAGUAAAAUUCAAAAAAUUCCAACGUCCUAUAGACUUUGAACCAAAGUUAAGCCACACUAAACGUGUCUUGGAUGAAGUAGAAGAGCGAAUACAUCUUAUAGAGUUACGCAGUGAAGAUCCUGAAGUGGUGCAGACCCAACUUGAUCAAUGCAUGAAAUUCUACAAGAACCUGAGUGAGAUCAAAGGAGAGGUGGAAUAUGUUAUCAAAACAGGCAGGAAGAUUGUAGAACAGAGACAGGUUGACUUCCCUGACAAACUAAGUGCUCAGCUAGAUGCCAUUAAGAUGCAGUAUAAUGAACUAGGAUCACAGGUGACCAGUGGUAAAGCAGACCUAGAGAAAGCACUGAAGUUGGCCAAGAAGUUGCAGCGAGAAGUGACCACUCUACAGACAUGGGUCAACAAGACAGCAGCCCAGCUGAACAGGAAAGAAGCCAUACUUGCCCCCAGGAACAUUGAAGAGGAAUACAAGUGGAUUGAGACAAAAGAGCGAGAACAGGAAAGUCAGGGAGCAAAUCUUGCUUCGUUGGAUGAUAUCCUCAACCAAUUACAAGAUUUGGCUACCGAUGAAGGUGUGCUACAGGGAGCCAAUCACAACAACCGUCAGCUUCACCUCCAAUGGGAGAAUUUGGAGACGAGACUCGCUGCUCGACGUAGUUCUCUACAGGAACAGAAUCAGAAGCUAGAGGAGAUCUAUGUUGACUUCCAGUCAUCCAUAGGUAUCAUAACACAGUGGCUAGAAACAAUGGAACCACAACUAGCCAGGCCAAUGACUGACUCAGAUAUAGACACUGUAAAGACUAUGCAACUAGAACUGAACGACCUGCGUAGUCAAGUUGAUGAAGUUCGAGACAAAGCAUUGGAUCUGAUGAACAAAAACGAGAAAUAUCAACGUAUCGUAGAGCCUGAGUUGACCCACAUGAACGAACGCUGGGAGGAUGUGUCCAAUACCAUCAGGGAGCGUGUAAAGAGCAGCCAGGUGCAUGAGACUGUGAAUACAGUAGUCCUGAAUGAUGAAGAGCUGGAGGAAAGACUUGAAAGAGCCUCUGAUGCAGUUGCCCUGCUUGACUCUAAUAAAAAGGGAGAAGAAUUGUCUCAACUACAGCAAGAGGUCCAAAUACUAGUUGUUCAUGGGGAACAAUUGGUGAGAGACAUAGAAAAAGAUGAUCCACAGAAAGCUGCAGCUAUAGAACAGAAGCUACAUUUACUCAAGAGUCGCUGGGGCAAUCUUUGUGUAUCAGAGACCAUUGUUACCACAGAGACCAUCAUCACAUCUGAAUCUACCCAACCUGAAUCUACCGCAAUAAGAACUUCAGACAUCACACAAAAUGCUGGUGUUACAGACAAUAUAGAAAGUAGAAAAACAUUGCAAUAUACCGAGGAAGUUAAACCAGAAACUAUUGAAACACAAAUUGAAACAGUUGUUGAAUCUAAGAAGCAAGAACCUGAGAAGACUGAACUGAAGGUGCAACAAUUGACUGUAUGGUUAACAGAGUUUGAGACCAGGUUCUACCAAGUCAGGCAUAACCCAGCAGCAUUAGCGGUUCUGAAAGAAGAACUAAAGAGUCAUGAGAAAGAACUAGAUGAGGCUUCAAGCUCCUCCCAGAAUGCAUCAUUCUCUAAUAGGUGGCGUGAGUUACAGGCUCAGGUCCGACAACCUUCUGGUGAUGAUGUCACUAUGGAGACUUCCAUUUCCACAGAGAGCUCUAUUCCUGUUGCCAUGGAAAUGGAGAGUUCUCCAACAACAACAGUUUCAGGAGAUAGCUCCAUGACAAAGACUGUUGUUACCACAGUCGUUGAGACACUGACACAUGUGAAUGAUGACUCUGAGACACCUGUGAAAGUUGAAGAAUUAGAAACUUCAUUAGAUACAACUGAUUAUGAGACACAAUUGGACACUCUUGAGACACAAUUGGAUACCAUAGAAACAAGUGAAGAUCCCUUCGAGUCAGAUUUAAUUGUAGAAACUACGCAAACAGUUGUUGCAAAUGAGCCAACACUGAACACAACCAAAUCAAAAACAGACACCUCUGAAACUAAAAUGGACACUUCUGAAGUGCAUGCAUCCAGUUCUGAGUCACAAAAUGUUGAGACAUCUACUUCAAGUAGGACAGUUACAACCACUGUUGGUGAGACUGUCACUCAUGUAGUUAAAGCGGAUGAAUCUAAUGCUGUGAUUGAAAAGUCUAUAACUGAGACUGAGGAAGCCAGCAGAGACACCAAUGCAGUGAUUGAGAGGCUAGAAGGAGUCAUUAACGCUGUGAAAGAUAUUGAUCACCAACUAGAGACUGUUGUUGUCGAUGUGAAAGAUGAUGAGCGCAGUUCACUGGAGGAGACCAAGGAUGUCCUAGACACCAUGCAACCAUCAGUGGAGUGUGUCAUAUCUGAAGCAGAGGAGGUUAUACAAGAGGGGAGCAAUCCCAGCAUUCCUCGCAUACAACACCUUAGUCAACAGCUGAAGACACAGUGGAGUACUCUGGAGUCCAGCUAUACACAGACUCAACUACGAUGGAGCAAGACAGUUGAACAAUGGCGACAGUUUCACGCAGAUGCCAAUCAUCUGUCGUCAUGGUUACAUGGGAUGGAAGAGAGGCUGGAGGCGACAGAUGCAGCAGGAUUCAAUCACAAUGAUGAUACUGCUAAGAACAUACAAGAGGAGCUGGAGAGUGGCAUCAGGGAGCAAGAGAGUCGUGUUGAGCAUCUCCAGGAGACAGCUGGUGGCCUCCUAGCAACAGUAACCAGGCAAGAAGCUGAUGCGCUACGGCAACAACUUGACGGAAUUCUACGGAAAUGGGACGUGACUCGGACUGAAGUAGCAAACAGAAGAAGGAUCCAAGAUCAGAUGUCUAAUGUAGAACCUGAAAAAGAGUUGGGAGUUUGGGUAGAUGAGACGUCCACCAUUCUAUCCUCAGAUAUCACCCCAGGAGAUCCCGAGGCCUUAGAGCAACUUGCGGAACAGUUACGCGAACGUGAAGAGGAAGUUAUCGUUCGUCAGGGUCUUGCAAAGACUCAGGCAGAGCAGCAACAAUUAGCGAGUAUGUCAAUCACGUUGGUGGAACGACGUAGAAAUGUUGAAGAGAGGUUGUACCAAAUACGUAGUUUAUUGGAAGAAACAAUGGAGCUAUCAGCAUGGAUGACGACAACGUCAAACUUGAUCCACACGCAGCAUCAGCCGAGUGCUACUGCUUCAGGGGAGCAGGAUUCUGUUGUGUUAGACCCAAGGACCAUGCAAGAAGCCCUUGAGGCACGUCAGGCAAACAUUGACAAUGCAAAUGAGGCCUUCCAGCAGGUGGAAGAUGACUGCAGACACUGCAGGGUAGAGGUUCCAGUGUCUCUGAGGGAACAUAUGAUGAAGCUGAACUCUGAUUGGACGAAACUACGUCACAUGGGGCAAAACCUGCGACCUAUCUCUGACUCCAGUGUGGAUGAUGUUUUCUCCCUUGAAGAAGAAACUAAAGCUGAAAAUGUGGCUCAGGUGCACACAGUGGUGACGACAACUACACGUGUGACCACGGUGGAGCACCAGAACACUUCACAAGAUGGUGACACAGUGGUUGAUCAGACAACGCUGCAGCAUAGAGACUGGUUGAGAUUGCUUCAGCACAACCUGAAGUCUCAGAUUGUUACAGUGGGAGAUCUGGUUGAAAUAGAGCAGCACAUUAAGUCACAACAGAACACCUUAGAAGAGUUGGACAAAAAGCAACCUGAUAGAUCCUCAGAACAUACAGUUGAACGUCUGAAAGACCAAUGGGAUGAGGCGAGAGAUCGUGUCGUUGGACGUAAGGUAACAUUAGAGGGAAUGGCGGAAGAAUGCCGUGAGUUUGAUGCUAAGAAACAGGAGGUAGAGACAUGGCUCAGUCAACAAGAGACUAGACAGGAUGAGGCUGAGAGCAUUGGACAUAAUGUGGAUAUAAUUGAACAGAAGAUUAACCAACAUAAGAAGAAAGCAGGGGAAAUAGACCAGUGGCAGAAGAAGGUGGAUGGAGUGAAUACAAUGGCCGCAAGAUUGGUUGAGAAGUACAAUCAUGAAGACACAACCAAGAUAAAAUCUCAGAUAGAUCACAUCAAUAAAAGAUGGCAGCACUUAUUAACAAAGACACAGAGUCAUGGCAAGAGUCUAGAAAAUGCCCUUGACACUCUGCAACAUUUUGAUGCCUCUGUUGAUGACAUCAUAGCGUGGCUAGACUCGAUGGACCAGAAGUUUUCGAAAGUUGAUGAGGCGACCCAGAAAGAAGGUCUGCUAGAGGAUGAAGAGGAACUGAAGGUUCAGCAUGAUAAGUAUAAGGACCUUCAAAGUGAGAUUGAGGCUCACCAAAAUGCUUUCGACAGUCUCACUACGACAGGGCGGAAUAUUGUACACAAUAUGGAGGCCUCAGAUGGUGAAAUCCUACACAAGCGCUUAGAACAGAUGAAUAAGAGAUGGAUCAAGCUCAAGUCAAAAUCUGUAGAUAUCAGGGGACGACUAGAGAACAAUGCUGAACAUUGGGCCCAGCUACUCAGUACUCUUAAAGAACUGAUCGGUUGGAUCGCCGAAAAGAAUGAAGAGUUGUCACGGCAACAACCAAUAGGAGGUGACUUGAAUCAAGUCACAACACAGAAUGAUGAUCACAGCACACUUCGUGGGGAGCUUGAUGAUAAGCGCCCUCUAGUUGAACAUACUCUAGAAACAGGCCGUCUUUAUCUCCGGGAAGAAGGAGAUGAUCGUAGAAUCAGUGUAGAUUCGGGAGAAGAAUCCUCAGAUACUGAAGGGGUGGAAAAAGAGGGCAAAAAAGUAGUCCAGCAGAUUCGUCGUCACGUUCGACUGCUCAAUAGAAAAUGGGCUGAACUUAAUCAAGGCUCAAAUGAAUGGCAGGCCCGUAUUGAUGAAAUACUUGAGAAAAUGCGUCUUUUCCAUGAUGCCAUGGAUGACCUCCAGGCUCGUCUAAAAGAAGCCGAGACGGAGAAAAGAAAAUGGAUUCCAGUUGGUGAUGUCAUAAUUGAGAAUCUACCAGAUGAAACAGAUAAAAAUAAGGGCUUCCAACAGCAAAUUGCCCCACUACAGGGCCAAGUGGACCAGGUUGGGGACCUAUCCACCGACCUUGAAGCAUCAGGUGUGAUUAUGUCACACACGAAUGUCAACCGAACACAAGAUCUGAAAACACGAUGGAUCGCACUACAGGAGAGUGUCGAGGAGAGGUUGAAACAGCUCCAAGAUGCCUUACGUGAUUUUGGACCCCAGUCCCAGCAUUAUCUAGCUUCAUCAGUUGAUCAGCCGUAUGAGAGAGCUGUGGCGGGAAAUAAGGUGCCUUAUUACAUCAAUCAUAUGACGGAGACUACGCAUUGGGAUCAUCCGCAAAUGACGAGUCUGUUAACGACAUUGGCUGAGUUGAAUGAUGUGAGGUUUAGUGCGUACAGGACGUGUAUGAAACUCAGGACUCUUCAGAAGAAACUUUGUUUGGACCUCCUUAACAUGAACAGUGCCAUAGAUUCAUUUGAUCAGCACGGUCUACGUGCACAGAACGACAAACUCAUGGAUGUCAUGGAAAUAAUAAACUGCCUAAACACAAUGUAUGACGGUCUCACGGAAGACCACCCAACACUUGUGAACGCUCCUUUGUGUAUAGACCUAUGUCUGAACUGGGUUCUUAAUGUUUACGACAGUGGCCGAUCUGGUCAAAUACGUGUUCUCUCAUUUAAAGUGGCAAUCAUACUUAUGUGUAAAGGUCACCUAGAGGAUAAGUACAGGUUUAUAUUCCGCUUGAUUGCUGACAGUAAUGGCUUAGCGGAUGAACGAAAACUCGGAUUAUUACUCCAUGAUUGUAUUCAAAUCCCGCGACAACUCGGUGAAGUUGCGUCAUUUGGGGGAAGUAACAUUGAACCGAGUGUAAGAAGCUGUUUUAAACAGGCAAAUGUCACGGAUGAGAUUCAGGCCUCACAUUUCUUAGACUGGAUGAAACUGGAGCCUCAAUCUAUGGUUUGGUUACCUGUCAUGCACCGUUUAGCAGCUGCAGAGACUGCCAAACACCAAGCUAAAUGUAAUAUAUGCAAGGAGUAUCCAAUAGUAGGAUUCAGGUAUCGUUGUUUAAAGUGCUUUAAUUUCGACAUGUGUCAGAACUGCUUCUUCUCUGGGCGGAGGGCCAAGGGACACAAACUCACUCACCCUAUGCAAGAGUAUUGCACUGCUACAACAUCUGGUGAGGAUGUAAGAGACUUUACUAAAGUUAUGAAAAACAAGUUCAAGUCCAAACGGCACUUUAAGAAGCACCCGCGACUGGGUUACCUCCCUGUGCAGACAGUAUUAGAAGGGGACGUCAUUGAGAGCCCCUCACCUUCAGCAACCCCUCAUCAUACAUCAUCCCAAGACAUGCAUUCAAGAAUAGAGCUUUACGCAAACAGAUUGGCUGAAGUGGAGCAACGUCAACACAGCUCUGCAGAACCAGACUCGGAAGAUGAACAUCAGUUGAUUGCCCAGUAUUGCCAAAGUCUGAAUGGAGAGCAUGGGAGCAACAGUCAGCUGAAAAGCCCCAUGCAGAUCAUGAUGGCCAUAGACUCAGAGCAACGUGGGGAACUCCAGUCAAUGAUACAUGACCUGGAGGAGGAGAAUAAAAAUCUCCAGGCAGAGUAUGAUCGAUUAAAGAUGGCGCAACAGGAGGAAGACACAGGACAAAGCUUCCAGGUGGAUGAUUCUGAUGCUGAUACUAGCAGAGAUACAGAAAUGAUUGCUGAGGCCAAGUUGCUAAGGCAACACAAGGGGAGGCUAGAGGCAAGGAUGCAGAUACUGGAGGACCACAAUAGACAGUUAGAGGCUCAGUUACAAAGACUAAGACAACUGUUAGACCAACCGAAUUCAGAUGCUCCAGUGAUCGUCCGUCAAAGUCAUUACUCAUCUCAACAAUCGUCAAAUGCUUCUUCCCAGAGUUCCCUGAAUGGUAGCCUUCCUCGUCCUAGGUUCACUCCUACCUUACACCAAAUGAAUGGACACAACAAACCUUCCAAUGAAGACUCCACUAACCCAGCAGGGGAAUCCAAGCCAAAGGAAGAUGCUGAGUUGGAAACUGUCAUGAAAGAGCUCAACGAUGCCUUCCCUCCCCCUGAACAAAAUAAAGGUGCCAGCAAUGUAGGAGCAUUGUACCAUGCAGCAGGCCAGGUGGGCAAGGUGGUAGGGACACUAGUCACAGUCAUGACAGAUGAUGAGGGCAGUGGCACUGACGACCCAGCUACAGACACCAGGCGUACUUAGCUAGACAUCAAGUUUGUAAUCUAGACAAUAGCUAGACACCAGGCGAUUAAGCUAGACAACAAGCAAACCUAGCUAGACACCAAGGGGAUUUAGCAAGACACCAGGCGUACAUAGCUAGACAAUAGCCAGACAUCAGGCAUACAUAGCU